AUGCCCCUUUCAACACCGUACCAUCCUUUCGCCCUCGUCGCCGACGGGCUGGUCUUCCUGCCGACACCGUCCGCCGCGCAUGUCCGCCCUUACCGCACCCUCUUCCGCAAGCUCCACGCCGACCCAGCCUUUUGCCUUAUCGCUUUUGGGGAGCUGUUUCAGCCGGUGGUCUGGAGCGACGAUGAGGUUCACGAGUUCUUGCUGAAGCGCGACGCCGCGCUGCGAUGGGGCGUACGGGGCAUGGGCGACUUCGCGCUCGGAGUCCUUCCCGAGGACGACGACGUCAAGUCGGCAUUCGACCCGGCUCAAUCACGGCAGCUAAAAGACUCAAAAGUGGACAUAUGCAUCGUCGAAGGACAGCAGUUCGAGUCCCUAUCGCAAUUAUUUGCCCGGAUUGAAUGGGCGGGCUACACCUGCGUCCGCGACGCAACGACCACCAGCGCCGCCGAGUUGUACGCAAACGGAGGCCUCGACUCCAACGGCGAGGCGCUCCCCCAUUGGCAAGAAAUGAUUGAACUGCGCUACGGGUUGGACUCGGCGUUUCGCGGCCGUGGCUUCGCAACUCGUGCCGCCGAGGUGGUCAUGGCGUGGGCUGUGGAGGAGCAUGGAGCGCGUCGCUUCAUCGCCGACACGCACAAGGCCAACAGCAGGAGCAAGCAGGUCCUCAGUAGGCUGGGAUUCCAAGUCAGCGACACGAACUAUUUUCAAGACGAGGGCGUCAUUGAGUGGUUGAGGGUGGUCAACUAG
Purpureocillium lilacinum is the source of this 747-nucleotide messenger RNA. RefSeq lists its product as uncharacterized. The record is from RefSeq and is a predicted model, not a curated record. NCBI's taxonomy places the organism in Eukaryota, Fungi, Ascomycota, Sordariomycetes, Hypocreales, Ophiocordycipitaceae. Gene Ontology annotation, molecular function: acyltransferase activity, transferring groups other than amino-acyl groups.